Messenger RNA from Aegilops tauschii subsp. strangulata, 456 nucleotides. NCBI's taxonomy places the organism in Eukaryota, Viridiplantae, Streptophyta, Magnoliopsida, Poales, Poaceae. The record is from RefSeq and is a predicted model, not a curated record.
AUGGAGAGGGUGAAGAAGAUCCAGUACCCGGCUCCGCUGCCUGAAGAACCAGUCAUUCCGCGUCUAGCGAAGAUGCUAGUGCCGGCGCCCUAUACGGCGCCGGCGAAGAAGGCCAAGGGGGUCCGGAGUGGCCCCCACCGCAAGGGUGCUACGGACGCGUCGUCCGCAGACAAGACCCGUUCCUCCGUCGCCGAAGACGACGACGAUGAAGAGGAGGAGAAAGAGGAGGAGAGCGACUCUCCCCCUGAUGGAGGGAGAAGGAAGAGGGCAGCCUCCACAGUUCUGGAGACGGAGGCGCCCAAGAAGGGGAAAGGCCAGCUUGCGGGCAGCUCCGUGUCGCUGUUGGCCACGGCCUCACAUACUGCCGAAGUCUCCGGACUGCAGCAGAGACUAGAGCAGGCCGAGGAGGAGCUUGGUCGGGCGAGGAGGCAGCUCCAAGAAAAACAAGGUAUGUGA